Molecule: messenger RNA, 931 nt
Organism: Arabidopsis thaliana (thale cress)
Lineage: Eukaryota; Viridiplantae; Streptophyta; Magnoliopsida; Brassicales; Brassicaceae
Product: AP2/B3-like transcriptional factor family protein
Exons: 2
Coding region: 1-714 (237 amino acids)
Cellular component (GO): nucleus
Molecular function (GO): DNA binding
Source: RefSeq, marked reviewed
AUGGCGAAUUCAACAGGUAAACCGACAAGUUCAACACAAGAAGAUGAAGAAGUUACAUACAUAUUAGCACAAUUGAUGCAAGAUGUUAUGGAUCGUGAAGAGGAUAUAGAUGAUGAAGACGAUAUAGAUGAUGAGGUUGCGUCCCUUCCAUUAUUACUAGUAAGCCAAGCUAAUCAAAAGCAGUCUAGGAAGAGGGAAGAAAAAACUGAAAAAAAUCAACCUAAGAGGGUUAAGAAUCAGAACAUCAUGAAAAUAAAUAUCCAUGACUUUUCAGAAGAAACUCUGAGGUUAAUUGAGGAUUGGUACAACGCUGAACUCGAUCCACAGGAUAUAUUCGGCGAUGAUGAGGUGACGAGGCGAUUCAGCCGACCGAUAAAGAAGCAGUUGAUGUCGAGCGACGUCGAUACAGAUCAAAGCAGGCUCAUGUUAUCGAAGGAGCAAGUGAAGGAGAAGAUGCUUCCUUUUCUAGAAGAAUCAGAGGAUCCGGUAAAGGGGGUUGAUGUUUCGGUGUAUGGACCAGACGGGGAAGUUCAACAGAUGAAGUUCAAGAUGUGGAAUGGGGAUAAAACACCUGUCUUAACUUCAGGGUGGAUGCAGUUUGUGGCAGAUUAUGGUCUUUUGAAGACUUCUGAUUUUGUCACUGAUGGUAAGGUAUCACAGCUUGAGCAUGUCUUCAUUCGAGGCAGCAAAGUCAGGUGCUGCAACACUUCUUAGAGAACACUGUAAAACCAAACAAAGGAGAACAAGAGAGAUAUGUCCAGAUGCACUACUAGUUCUGUAUUUUGGGUUACCAAGAUGUUUGAAUCAUUGACAAGUUUUCGUUGUGAUCUAUUUUCUUCUUUGCGCAUUCUCCAUUUCUGACAGUAGAUGAGUAAAACAAAGUACAUUGUUUUCAUAAAGGUCUUAAUAAGACUAAGAUCAGAAAACAAAG